This is a messenger RNA of Kickxella alabastrina, 1629 nucleotides long. RefSeq names its product major facilitator superfamily domain-containing protein. NCBI's taxonomy places the organism in Eukaryota, Fungi, Kickxellomycota, Kickxellomycetes, Kickxellales, Kickxellaceae. The transcript has 2 exons. Gene Ontology annotation, molecular function: transmembrane transporter activity. The record is from RefSeq and is a predicted model, not a curated record. Bases 58 to 1629 code for a protein of 523 amino acids. Gene Ontology annotation, biological process: transmembrane transport.
CUUUACACUUAUUAAUAUCAUUUAUACAUUAUUUCCAUUUCUAUACAAUACAAUAAAAUGCCUCCACAAUUUCCCCCAGCACUGGGUUACAGUACAAAUGCGUACGAAAGCACAUUUUCCCUGGACUUUGAAGCCCCAAAAAACAUUACGCUCCACGAUGCAGAAACAUUGUCGGCAAUUGGCUCGCCAUACAUGGACUACAGCAAAACAAGCAUUACCAACACUGACUACAGAGACACACCAGUAAUCAGCUCCUACAACAGCUUCCCAAGCCAUGACAAGGACAAGGUACUCCAACACGAGGUUAUCCAAGAACCCACACAGCUGCUCUCCGGGCUCAAACUAGCCCUGGCUAUCAUUAGCCUGGACAUCCUGAUUUUCAUUUCAGCACUGGACACAACAAUCGUGGCCACAGUAUACGUGCCCAUUGGUAACACAAUGAAUGCCUUGGACAAGUCCGAAUGGAUUAUCACCAGCUACCUUAUCACAGUAACGGCAUUCCAGCCGCUCUACGGCAAAAUCAGCGACAUCCUGGGCCGUGUCGAAACCAUUGUCGUUGCAAUUGUCAUUUUCCUCAUUGGCUCUAUUCUCUGCGCCGUCUCGAAAUCCAUGGAUAUGCUUAUUAUCAGUCGUGCCAUCCAGGGCAUCGGUGGCGCUGGCCUGAUGAGUCUUGCACUUAUUGUUAUUGCCGACAUUAUGAACGAGAGGCAGCGUGGCAAGUACGUUGGCGUGUUCAGUGGCACCUACGGCGUGGCAUCGGCUAUUGCUCCGAUUAUUGGCGGCAGCAUUGUGCAGAACACAAAAUGGCAGGUGGUAUUUUGGAUCAAUAUUCCGUUUUGCGUCAUUGCCCUGCCAUGGUUCCCAAGCACCUAUUGUUCCAUUAAUCUGUUUAAGGUCCGCAACGUCUUUUUUGCCUCUGCUGCCAGCCUGUUUUUUGGCUUUGCAAUUAAUGGCACUAUCAUGUUUAUUCCGCAAUGGGCACUCAUUGUCAAGCACGCCUCGGAGGUCACGGCCGGCGCCUACCUUAUUCCGUGCUGUGUCGGCAUGGUAAUAACAUCCGUUUUCAGCGGGAUCAUGGUAAACAGGACUGGCCGGUGCCGCGAAAUAAUCAUCAUCGGAGCUGGCACCCUGGUCAUUGGCAACAGUCUGCUCAUAAUCCUAGGCAGCGACGGUAAACUGGGAAAAAUCAUUGGCUUUCUGCUUAUCUCUGGGUUGGGUAUCGGCACUUGCAUCCAAACUAUUAGUCUCCUUGGCCAAGCAUCUGUUGAUGGCAAGGAUAUGGCAUCAACAACAACAACAUUUAUGUUUUUCCGGUCUCUGGGUAUGGUCCUGGCAGUUUCGGUUCUGAGCAAUGUCAUUCAAAACGUUUUGCACAAGGAUGUCGUUAAGUUUAUGACCAAGUUCCCGCAGUAUGCUGAGUUGGUUGGAAAAAUUAUGAAGGACCAGUCCCUUUUAUACUCGGAGGGUGUUCCGUCUUUGCUACAGGAGGCAAUUGUUCUGUCCUAUGCCAAAGCGCUGAAGGACGGGUUUAUUACUUUGGCAGUGUUUACGGGUAUUUUCUUUGUCUUGACAUUUGGAUUUAAGCAUAUAGAGCUUAAAACUGUUUUAAAAAGAACUAUUGAUGCAUAA